Molecule: messenger RNA, 2363 nt
Organism: Brassica oleracea var. oleracea
Lineage: Eukaryota; Viridiplantae; Streptophyta; Magnoliopsida; Brassicales; Brassicaceae
Product: alpha-latroinsectotoxin-Lt1a-like
Exons: 4
Coding region: 100-2226 (708 amino acids)
Cellular component (GO): plasma membrane
Molecular function (GO): protein phosphatase 1 binding; protein phosphatase regulator activity
Source: RefSeq, a predicted model, not a curated record
UUCUGCUUUUUUUUUACUUUAUAAAUAGUGAAGAUUUCGUGCUGGAUCGAUCAAGGGAGGAAUUUUCUUGUCCAGGCCAAGAAUUAUUAAAGGUUUGAGAUGGGCAGUUCUGAAGAAGCAGUUCUAGAUAGGGUGGAGGCUCAGAGGUCAGUGGUUGUCUCUCAUGGUCAAUGGAAACGGAGUUACUUCUCCAUGAACCUGAUAAAGCGCGGGCUACGUUCAUUAGGUCUCCUUCAAACCGGAGAAGCAGAAACCGAACCCGUGCCAGACUACCUUACCAACCUUGAGAUUUCAGAUGUUUUCAACCUCCCUGGUGAAUCUAUGCAGAUAGAUCCGGAGAUCUUUACUGCAGUUUGCGCAGGGAAUAAAAACUCUCUUGAAGAGUUAAAAAGAAGCGGUAAGCCAAUGGCAUGUCUCAAAAGCGAUCAAGUAGGUUCUGUUCUUCACCUCGCUGCUGCAUGCAAUCAUCUUGAACUAGUGAAGAUCAUAGCCUCUGAAUGCCCGUGUCUUCUUCUGAAGCUAGACUCGAGGAACCAGCUUCCGCUUCACGUGGCGGCUCAUGCUGGUUAUUCGACUGUUGUUGAAGCUCUUGUUGAGACAGUGGGAUAUAUCUCAGCUGGGCUGUCUGAUGAAGACGGCAGGGAGAGACUAAACCUAUAUGUCGUGAAGAAUAAAGAUGGAGAUACUCCUCUGCAUUUAGCCUUAAAAGGGCGCCAUAUGAGCUCAGCUAAUUAUCUGGUGAGUGCAAACCAACAGACUUCGUUUUUUGCAAAUAAAGAUGGAAUAUCUCCCUUGUAUUUGGCGGUUGAAACAGGAGACCUACUCCUCGUGAAAGCGAUGUUAGAAACUAGAAAGGGAGAUGAACUUGGACGGAGAUAUGCUGAUAUAGAUUCACUCUUCGAAGAUGAACAUGGACGGAGAUAUAUUCUUGACAUAGAUUCACACUUGGAAGGGAGAAAAUAUCUUCUACACGCGGCUUUGAAGGCUAAGAGUCUAGAUACCCUUGAAUUUUUGCUAAAAGAAUAUCCAAGUCUUGUUAAUAUGCAAGAUGAAGAAGGAAGGACAUGUCUUUGGCUUGCAGCGUCCAUGGGAUACUAUGAAGGAGUAAGCAUCUUGCUAGACCGAUGGACAAAGGGUGUUUAUGUAUGUAAUGGUGAUGGAUCCUUCCCGAUCCACAUUGCUGUAGAGAAACGUCACAUGAGAGUUGUUUUCUUGCUUCUAAAACGUUAUCCAGAUUCAAAACACCUGCUAAACAAACAAGGUCAAAACAUUGUUCACAUUGCAACAAAGAGUGGGAUAGGUGCACUUUUUCUUUUUAGUUAUCUCUGGUUAACUGGUUGGAUCAAUACUCUUGUGGAGACGCAAGAUAAGGAUGGGAACUCACCUCUGCACGAAGCUACCAUACACUGGCGCCCUCGUACGCUAUUUGUCCUUUUACUAAUGACUAAGAUAAAAUGGCUAUACGUACAGAACAAUGAUGGUCUCACAGCUCUGGAUAUCGCCGAGAAAAAUAUGAAACGCAACUACAUUUUCAUGGAGAGGGUGACACUGAUGGUUUUACUAUACUUUUAUGCACCCAUAUCAAGAAAAUCAUGGUGGAUAAAGGUAACCAAACCAUCAGAGCCACUAGAGGGCGGAAAAACCAACAACUACGUCGACACUCUCCUAGUGGUUGCAGCUCUUGUGGCAACCGUAACGUUUACUGCAGGUUUUACUAUACCAGGGGGCUUUAACGGCUCUGGUGAAAAACUGGGCAUGGCAGCUCUAGAAAAUAAACCUAAGCUCGCCUAUUUUAUGAUAUUUAACAUCAUGGCAAUGCAAAGCUCCAUUGUAACCAUAGCUAUUUUAAUAUGGGGGCAGUUAGGCGACCAAUCGUUGGUUCCUAUGGCCUUUACUUGGGCAUUGCGGUCACUGUUUUUCGCUCUCCUCUGCAUGGUGCUGGCAUUCUACUGGGGUGUUAUGGUUACGUUUGUGCAUGUUAAAGGGGUUGUUAUCUUCCUCAACGUUACGUAUGCGAUCUUCCUUUUUCUAAUGCUAUUCAACCUUGGCCCUCACGUUUUCCUACAAACACCUGGAAUCCCUGCUUUCUUAGGUAGCUGCUUCUUGAUGUUUGUAAUGCUUGUGAAUGAAGACAGUUUCCCCACUCCUGUGAAGAUGAUCUUCGGCAAGGAGGAUGCUCCUGUGAAGAUGAUCUCUGGCAAGGAGGAUACUCCUGUGAAGACCUAACUGGAAAAGCAAGAGAUUCUGUAAAAAAAAUAUCUUUUUCAAUGUAUGUCCUUGUUUGUGUGGUUUGAUUCACUCUCUCGUCUUCCUUACUUUACUUGUGUUUGUGUGUACCCGUACUUAAAUAAAGUAAGCGUGUU